GCCACACCUCUAAGUUUUGUCAGCCCCGCCCCUACUCCUGGCUCCUCGGGAGCAGUUAUUCCUAUUGGCCAGAGGCCCCAUCGGUCGAUAGAAAGCGGGUAGUGAUUGGCAAGGGGGUGGGCUCUGCUUCCCGGCGGGGUCUUGCGGAGUUGGCGGAGUCUCCUUAGGGAACUGGGGGGCCGAACUGCGUAGAAGAGGGUGGCGGGGAGGAGAGCGCUAAGUGGGAAGCGGAACCUGGGGCCUGGGACCCGCCGCGGCAGAGCCAGGCUAGUGAACCGGAGCAAACGACUUCCGAUCCACUCCGCGCUGCAGCGGCACCCUUUUGGGAUUUGAUUUGCAGCAUCUUUGAGCUGGUACCACAAAAACACUCCGCGAAGCACGCCUAGCUCUCCCCUGGCACCCCAAGACAAACCCACUCCCUCCCGGGGACACAGCUGGGCGCGUCCACACCCCCGCAUCCCAUACACCAUGUUGUGCGGAAGGACUUCCACUCCCUGCCUGUGUCGUUGAUGUCAGACCCCAGGCCAGCCUCAGGGCGCUGCAGUUCUCCUGGCUAAUGCGGCUGUGGCUAGGGCUUUAGUACAUAAGCCAGCCGCCGCCGCCGUCCCCCUCCCAGCCGGCCUCAGCGCCCACAGUCUGCAUGUGUGUGCGGUAGCCGGCUGCCCAUCCUGCCGCCCGUGUUCCCCGGGAGCUCUGGAGACCACCGCGGGGGCUUCCUCUGCUUGUGGGAGAAGUGGCCUUGGAGGAAUUGAUUUCGGUGGUUGGAUUUUUCUUGUGGAUCUAUCAAUUCACGAUUCGAAUUUGGAAGAAAGAAGGAAAACAUGACGUCUCCAGCCAAAUUCAAAAAGGAUAAGGAGAUCAUCGCAGAGUACGAUACUCAGGUCAAAGAGAUCCGGGCACAGCUCACAGAGCAGAUGAAAUGCCUAGACCAGCAGUGUGAGCUCCGGGUGCAGCUGUUGCAGGACCUGCAAGACUUCUUCCGAAAGAAGGCUGAGAUUGAAAUGGACUACUCUCGAAACCUGGAGAAGCUAGCCGAGCGCUUUCUAGCCAAGACACGAAGCACCAAGGACCAGCAAUUUAAGAAGGACCAGAAUGUUCUCUCUCCAGUAAACUGCUGGAACCUCCUCUUAAACCAAGUGAAGCGGGAGAGCAGGGAUCAUACCACCCUGAGUGACAUCUACCUGAAUAAUAUAAUUCCUCGAUUUGUUCAAGUCAGUGAGGACUCAGGAAGACUCUUUAAAAAGAGUAAAGAAGUUGGCCAGCAGCUCCAAGAUGAUUUGAUGAAGGUCCUGAACGAGCUUUAUUCGGUCAUGAAAACAUAUCACAUGUACAAUGCAGACAGUAUCAGCGCUCAGAGCAAACUGAAGGAAGCAGAGAAGCAAGAAGAGAAGCAAAUUGGUAAAUCAGUGAAACAAGAGGACCGGCAGACCCCUCGCUCUCCUGAUUCCACUGCCAAUGUCCGCAUUGAGGAGAAACAUGUCCGGAGGAGCUCAGUGAAGAAGAUUGAGAAGAUGAAGGAGAAGCGACAAGCCAAGUACACAGAGAAUAAACUGAAGGCCAUUAAAGCCCGGAAUGAGUACUUACUGGCUUUGGAAGCAACCAAUGCAUCUGUCUUCAAGUACUAUAUCCAUGACCUGUCCGAUAUUAUCGAUCAGUGUUGUGACCUAGGCUACCACGCUAGCCUGAACCGGGCCCUGCGUACUUUCUUGUCUGCUGAAUUAAAUCUGGAACAAUCAAAACACGAGGGUCUGGAUGCUAUUGAAAAUGCAGUAGAAAACCUAGAUGCCACCAGUGACAAGCAGCGACUUAUGGAGAUGUACAACAAUGUUUUCUGUCCCCCUAUGAAGUUUGAAUUCCAGCCCCACAUGGGAGAUAUGGCCUCACAGCUCUGUGCCCAGCAGCCUGUCCAGAGUGAACUGGUGCAGAGAUGCCAACAGCUGCAGUCUCGCUUAUCCACUUUGAAGAUUGAGAACGAAGAGGUGAAGAAGACAAUGGAGGCUACCCUGCAGACCAUUCAAGACAUUGUGACUGUUGAGGAUUUUGAUGUAUCUGACUGCUUCCAGUACAGCAAUUCUAUGGAGUCUGUCAAAUCAACAGUCUCAGAAACUUUCAUGAGCAAGCCCAGCAUUGCUAAGAGGAGAGCCAACCAGCAAGAGACAGAGCAAUUUUAUUUCACGAAAAUGAAGGAGUACUUGGAGGGUAGGAACCUAAUCACCAAGUUACAAGCCAAGCAUGACCUCCUGCAGAAAACCCUGGGAGAAAGUCAGCGGACAGAUUGUAGCCUUGCCAGGCGUAGCUCAACCGUGAGGAAACAGGAUUCCAGCCAGGCGAUUCCUCUGGUAGUAGAAAGCUGCAUCCGGUUUAUUAGCAGACAUGGCCUACAACAUGAGGGAAUUUUCCGAGUGUCUGGGUCACAAGUGGAAGUGAAUGACAUAAAAAAUGCCUUUGAGAGAGGAGAGGACCCUCUGGCUGGGGACCAGAAUGACCACGACAUGGACUCCAUAGCUGGUGUCCUCAAGCUUUACUUCCGGGGGCUGGAACACCCACUCUUCCCCAAGGACAUCUUCCAUGACUUGAUUGCCUGUGUCACGAUGGACAACCUGCAAGAGAGAGCUGUGCAUAUCCGGAAAGUCCUUCUGGCCCUGCCCAAACCCACUCUGAUUAUCAUGAGAUACCUCUUUGCCUUCCUCAAUCACUUAUCACAGUUCAGUGAAGAGAACAUGAUGGACCCCUACAACCUUGCCAUCUGCUUCGGGCCCUCACUGAUGUCAGUGCCAGAGGGCCAUGACCAGGUGUCCUGUCAAGCCCACGUGAAUGAACUGAUUAAAACCAUCAUCAUCCAACAUGAGAACAUCUUCCCAAAUCCCAGGGAGCUGGAGGGCCCCAUCUACAGCAGAGGAGGAAGCAUGGAAGAUUACUGUGACAGCACUCAUGGAGAGACUACCUCUGCUGAAGACUGCGCCCAGGAUGUGACAGCAGAGCACCACACGAGUGAUGACGAAUGUGAGCCCAUUGAGGCCAUCGCCAAGUUUGACUACGUAGGACGGACAGCCCGGGAGCUAUCUUUCAAGAAGGGAGCAUCCCUGCUGCUUUACCAGCGAGCUUCUGAUGAUUGGUGGGAAGGCCGGCACAAUGGUAUAGAUGGACUCAUCCCCCAUCAGUACAUCGUAGUCCAGGACACGUUGAUAUCCUGAAUGAGUCUGCACCCUCCCAGCCUCUCCUGGGCUCCUUCUUCGGGGAAAUCCUCCCUGUGUUGAUAACAUCACAAACCUGGUGGCGAUCUGUGCGUGGACAGGACCCUCCCAAAUUUAGCAUUAUGACUUCACUACAGGAUCGAGAGAAGAUGGAUUAUGGGGGGAAGGGGCUUUCUUUGUCAUCAGUAGCCAGAGGGGCAAGGAGAGCAGUGGAGAGACCUGGGACCAUCUUGGACACUCUGAGCGAGGCUAGAUGUGCUACGAAGUGGCUGUGUGUCCACACCCUGCCUCAACACUGGCUUCUCCCUCCAGAGUCACUACAGAGCUGCCUGUCCUUACCAGCAGUGCUCAGGACCACAGAUAAACCGAAGCCUGGACUUCCACCUCCUUCUCCAGGAGGUGGUCCCAUCAUGGCCACCCCAUGAAAGCAGCAUGGGGUCAAAGGCAAAUGCCUUGAAUCCAAGUGUCCCCUAGCCAAGUUUUCCUGAGGAGCUGAGGAUCAAAUAGAACUCAGCAGAUUAUUUAUUUUUAUUUACAUGACCCUCCAGAGGCCCUCAGGUUUCCUUGCCUCUGUUCACAGAAUUAGCCCCACCAGGGGUCACCGCUGCCUCCAGGCUGUGUGGGGUUGUGUGUAUGUCCGGGGGGGGCCAUCUUGCUGAUUUAACACUGCUUUUUGUGUUUUCCCUUCUCCUGCCCGCCUGUCCCUUCCGCCCCAGCGAGGACGGUGUCGUGGAGAGGUCCAGCCCCAAGUCUGAGAUUGAGGUCAUGUCUGAGCCACCUGAAGAAAAGGUGACAGCCAGAACGGGGGCCAGCUGUCCCAGUGGGGGUCAUGUAGCUGAUAUUUAUCUUGCAAACAUCAACAAGUAAGCUCUGCUUUUCGUUUUCUGCUCCCCUAAAUGAUUCACUCACUCACCUCACCCCGGCCUCACCCCACCCUGCUCUAUGCUGUCCGCAGGGCUCCCAGCUCCCCCCACCUAACAGUCUCCAUGUGUUGUUUGCUGCCGCAAGGUGGAUGGCAGGGCUGAGGAGGUACAUGGGUCUGAGGGUAGACCCAGCCUCCAACUGUCUGAUACCAUCCUGUGGUACUCUGUGUGUUCCGCAGUGUCUGUCUGCCCAGACUUUCUGGCAGUCUUAGCCAAACCUUCAUCAAAGCUUUGGUCACCUUAUGCAACUUGGUUUUGUGCUAUUUCUCAUCAGUGCCUUCACUUUUCCAGUUCUUAUUCAGAUAGUAUUCAAUGUCUGCUUCGACCCUUGUCUGUCUGAAGAUCAGAGUUUCGUAUGUCUGCCACCAGGCUACUGUCCAUCAGGUGGGCUAACUUAGACGUCAUGUGUCUGGUUCUCCCUAUCCCACAUUCAUGGCCAUGGAAAAGAGAAGAGCACUGAGCCCAAGGGAAGCUUUGUGCUGAGCCCCUAAACCAUCCUAUGACCUGUGCUCCCUGUCACUCUGGCAGAAAUCACUUUUCAUUUGUUCCUUGUCGCUUUAGCACUGUGUAUUAUCCUUCCCUAGCAGUCCCUUUGCAGAUGCCCACUCCUGUCCAGCAGGCUUAUUCUGACCCCAGCUUUCAUUGUGGCCAUUAGCAAUAUUCUGAGGUUCUAACUCCAUCCACACCUGCUGGCUAUCUAGAGGGAUUCCUCGUUCGCCCGCCCAUGAGCUGCUGCCUCCCCAAGAGGCACUCAGGCUAUUGGAGAACUAAUCUCAUCUCAAGGGGCCAGACACCAAGUCCUACAGACCUCUUUCCGCCAGACCCUGAACUGUGACCCAGUGCCAGGAGGAUGAGAAGCCCCGGGGCACUCGUGGUGAACAUGGAUUGGAGAUGACGUACAGUUUGUAUACCUUCCGACUCUGGAGGGCUGAGACGAUUUGCACUUUGAUACCCUGUUAACCAUAGCCUCUGGACACCGGGACUGGAAGGAGAAUAAAAGAUGCUUAUUGUUUGUAAACUGCAUGAGGUUGCCAGAUCUCUUGGCUUUUUUCCAACCAGACAAUAGAGGGGUUGGGGGACAUGGAUCUUUUCUAUCUCUUUCACACUCAAGUUCAUCUAGCUUAUUCAGCUCACUUACUCAGUAUAGUCAUAAUUUAAUCCAGACCAGUAAACAAGCUGAGGAUUUUAUACUUCCCUCCAGUCUGCCAGGAGGGCAAGCUAAAAAAAAGUAGCUGCCAGCUAAUCACAUUUUUUUUUUUUAUUUACAAGUCUGUGUUGAUUAUGAUCCUGCAAUCACAAAGCCAUGAGCUUAUUAAGCCAGAAACCAAGACGAUGGUGGAGGUGAAGUUAGGUGUUUAUAUCGGCACUUUUAUUCUUGUUUUUAUGGUGUUGGGGAUAGGACUCAACAUAGCACAUAUACAAGUGGAGCACUCUACUGCUGAGUUACAGCCUCAUCCCUGGGCAUUAAAUUUUAAGACAACAUGCCUCUGAUGCCAUUUACACAAAGGAAUUACAGAGAACAAAAGCUGAAAUUGCCAAAAGGUAAACAUCUGGUAGGAAGUCAAGGUCAUUCCCUUGAACUCCUUGCUUGGUGUUAUUAAGAUUCUUAUGAUGAAUUUCCUGGGGACGGACCAAAACCAAACCAUGUCAGCAUGGUCUACUCCCACUUUCCCAGGCACCAGCCAAUCAGUUCAUGAGUGACAGCCCCAGUAUGCCUGGCCCCUAGGAGUGAGUCUGCCUUUCUACCUCCCAACUGCCUCUAGAACAACGUUCCCAUGAAACUUGAGUUCCCUAAUUGCUUUGGAGAGCUCUCUCCUCCUGGGCCCUCUCAUAUGAUUAACUCCUCCUCAGCUUCCAAGACUCAGUCUCAACAUUACCUAUUUGGGUAUGCCUUCCUCACACCCUGAGUUCCUUGAGGCCGAAAACAGUGCCCUCCCUCAUUCUGCACCAAAAUGGCUUGAGUUGUUGGUACUCGGUGCUACUCCUGGUUCCUCCUCCAGGCUGAGCUCCUUGUAAUCAGCAUCUCUGUCUUCCUCAUCUCUAUGCCCCAGAUAGAGCCUGGGAUGACGCCACCACAGUCUCCUAAGUCUGCCUUCUCAGCAGUUCUGAUCUGUGAGUCAGCCAUCCUUGAAUGGAAAAGGGAAAUCAGCAGAGUUCUUGGGGUGUGGCGUUUCAGUUUAAUUCCACAUCCUAUAUUAACCAUCUGCUUUGUGCCAAGCACCAAUGCUGGCUCUUCAGAGCUCACAAUCUGGCAAGGCAAAGGGCCAUAUGGAAGGUAACUGAAAAGCAGUUGUAUGGAAGCCCUGAAGGAACAUGGGAGGGAGGAAUCUCUUCAGUCUGUAGAUGGAGGUACUAGUGUCAUGGAAAACUUGACAAAGGAGGGCUCAUUCAGCAGGGCCUUUCGAGCAUCCUUUUUCUGGUUGAGAAUGGCUGCCUCACAAGGCUAGAGCUGCCGAUCAGCCACAUUCAUGGCUCCCGUCCACACCCUGCUGGACCCAGAAAGAUAAAGCGGACCUCAGCUGUGAGCAGCACAGGACUGACUUAAGGCAUUAGCUAUGCUUCAGAGAUGCCCCACACCCCGUCUGCAGUCCUACUAUUACCAUCCCCGUCCCCAGCUCAGCUCAUCAUCCUCAGUAGACUCAAAGUCAGAGCUGCUACAUAGCUGCUAUCUGAAUGAGCAGCUCAGCGGCAUCUUAGAUAAGGUCCUUUAAAAUCUGAUUCAAAACAAUAAAAUUAUUCAGCAGCAGGCAAUACCUGUAGGGCUAGGAGCCCACUCUGUCAUGUCAUUUGAGAGCCUUCUGUGGUAUGAAAUAAAUGGGCCCAGUGCUGGGUGACGCAGGAGUUGUGUGGACGCUCUCUCUACCCUAAGGUCAGGCAUACAGUGAGCUCUCUGUGUGCCACUGCAGUUCCUUGAAAAUCUCUUCCAUGUCUGUGAACAAGAAGUAGCCUCUUGCCAGGGCCCGGGUGGUGACAGGCUUGCCUCGGUAGAGCUGAGCAAACUGAAAUUUGGAAAAGUUGGCUCCUAUUGCCAGCAGUUCUCCCCUCCUUGGUGAUGGUGAGACUUUCUCACCUGGGGCUUGGGUUUCUGUGCAGGCAGGCAGUGGAAUGGGUCUCCUCAUGAAUCUUUCUCCCAUUAGAAACUUUCUCCUGAACAGGCAAUUUUUUUUCUGACAGCAUCUUACAUGUUUAGAACUCAAAGCUCACAACUACCAAGUAAGUAUCCUUUUCAUGUCUGCCCAGGUUGGGGGUUGGAGGGAACAGAUCCAUAGAAAAAACAAGAGAAAGAAAAACUGAAAAGGUAGGGUAUUCUGUGUGACUUUUCUUAGCUGUCCCAGGUGCCAGCCUCCACCCCACCCCCCCAUCACAAUCCUAGCUCCCUUGGACCUAGGGCUUCCUGAUCAGAUGCCAUUUCUGUUUGUUGAAGGCAAAGGAAGCGUCCAGAAUCUGGGAGCAUCAGAAAAGCAUUUCGGAGUGACAGCCAUGGGCUGGGCA
Messenger RNA from Onychomys torridus (southern grasshopper mouse), 7609 nucleotides. RefSeq names its product SLIT-ROBO Rho GTPase activating protein 2 (gene Srgap2). The transcript has 21 exons. Gene Ontology annotation, biological process: negative regulation of cell migration; signal transduction. The record is from RefSeq and is a predicted model, not a curated record. Gene Ontology annotation, cellular component: cytoplasm. Bases 822 to 3194 code for a protein of 790 amino acids. Gene Ontology annotation, molecular function: protein binding. NCBI's taxonomy places the organism in Eukaryota, Metazoa, Chordata, Mammalia, Rodentia, Cricetidae.